GUGGUAUGUAUAUUUGCAUAAUAAUUAGUGUCGUUAGCGGAGAGAUAUAAACUGCAAAAGUUGACAUAUGGGAUAAAAGUAGCAGAUCCAAAGGAACUAAAGGAAAGCACCUUUUCGUAGGAGAGUGAAGAAUGAGUGGUAUUUCCCCAAGAAAUUGGAUUUAAAAAUGCAUCAUCGUUACUGAUAAGGAAAGCACGAAGUCAGAAAAAGAAAUUAGCAAAUAAAUCAUGCCUGUUAAGUCCAUAUCAGAUUUAGAGAAAGAGAUAGAGGAACUCGAAAGGCUUGAAGUUGCAGGUCUGCUAGAGGAAGGUAACGACGAUGAUUCUUCUGAUGUAGAUGAUGGAAGUGAAAAUGACGAAUCUGACCACGAAAAGCAAAGGAAAAAGAAGCAUAAAAAUGAAGUGAAGGAAGGAAGUCCGGAGCAAAAAACACCAAAGAAAAGAGGACCAAAAAAGAAAAAGAUGACAAAAGCCAGAUUGGCCAAGCUACGUCUGAGAAGAAUGAAAGCGAACACGCGUGAAAGAAAUCGAAUGCAUGGACUGAAUGAUGCUCUGGAUAUUUUACGUGAACAUGUGCCAUGUUACUCGAAAACUCAAAAACUAUCAAAAAUAGAAACCCUUCGACUUGCCAGAAAUUACAUUAGUGCCUUAGCUGAAAUUUUAAAAACUGGACAAAAACCGGACAGUAUUUCUUUUGCCAAAUCGUUAUCGAAAGGUUUAUCACAAAAUACGAUGAAUUUAGUUGCUGGUUGCCUACAACUUAACCCGAGGACACUGCUACCAGAGUCUGCUUUUGGAAAACCUUACCAAUUUUACUAUAACAAUUCAUUCGAUUUUCCUAAUUCUCCAAAUGCCAACAACAUUUCGUUUUCGAAUUCAUUUCCGAUUUGUUCUCAGACCGGGCAAUUUCCACAAAUUCCAAACGACCUAGAUGAUGGUCAACCGUUGUCACAUUAUCCGUUGUCGCCAGUUCAUAGUUCGAUUGUUCCGUCUCAGGGCGUAUCACAACCAAUUUGUUUUGAUAAUAUGCGAAAUACCAGUCCAUUGCAAGCCCAAACGGCAAACGCAUCUCUUCAGUACGAGGCUGUUACGUCUUCAUACUACAUGCGCUGUGAUAACGUUAUCGACAAUUUCAGUUGUAAUAUUUCACGUGCUACUCUCCCGACAACACAACAAUCAUCUUUCAAUUCUACUGCUGUCCCAGAAUGCAAUUCGUACGUCCUCUUGGAUGAUAUACCAGACAUCGUGAUAGAUACAAACAGUCACAUGACAAAUACGUCGUCUAAUAUUUUUAUUUAAAUAUUAAGUAGUAUAAUAGUUACUACCACUUCAUUUAUUUCAUCAGUGAAGUUUGUUAUCCAGAUCUUUCAUACAUUUACUUUAACAUUCAUGCCAGGAGACUGAAAAGACAACCACUAUUAAGUUUCAGCCGUCCAAUUUUAUAGCAUGCAUUUCCAAGCAUUGAGUUUUGCAAGCAGAUGAAUGUUUACAGAGAAAUUAAUUGCAUGGACUUCAUUGACAAGAUCGACCGCAAUAGUGACGUGUUUUACAAUUUUCGAACAAUUUCGGUAAAAAUGAUGCAUAGAAAUGUCAGAAGAUAUCUUUUUAUAAAAUAAUAGAAUCAUACAUGUAUAUCAAAAGAAGAUGAAAAUGGUUGCAGACUCUUCGAUACAGUGUGCACUUGUAUUUUGUUAAGAAACCGUAAGGUUGUAACCACUGGCUUUAUAUCAUCAAAUUAUAGCUGUCGACUUGCCAAUAACUGUACUUAUUUUCGUAAUUCAUUUGUCAUUUUUUUAUUUGUUAUCACUCGUGUUAUUUUUGAUAUAAAAUCACUUCUAUGUGCCUUCUCAUUUAACAAUGUAUGUUAUAAUUAUACAUUUUUAAUAUUUACAUGUACUUAUAUCACGGUUGUGCCUGUCAACUUGCAGCAAACAAAUUCUAGUCACAAAGUCACAUUUAUUUAUAACUGUAUAUUUUGCUAUAAGUAUUUGAUAUUAUAUUGAAUAAAUUUACAUGUUCUAACUAUCAAAAUAGUUUGUUA
Mytilus californianus (California mussel) is the source of this 2040-nucleotide messenger RNA. RefSeq names its product neurogenic differentiation factor 6-A-like. The transcript is spliced from 2 exons. The record is from RefSeq and is a predicted model, not a curated record. Bases 228 to 1298 code for a protein of 356 amino acids. Gene Ontology annotation, molecular function: protein dimerization activity. Lineage: Eukaryota; Metazoa; Mollusca; Bivalvia; Mytilida; Mytilidae.